Messenger RNA from Penicillium longicatenatum, 1116 nucleotides. Its product is annotated as adenosine deaminase family protein. The record is from RefSeq and is a predicted model, not a curated record. Gene Ontology annotation, biological process: adenine catabolic process; hypoxanthine salvage. Gene Ontology annotation, molecular function: adenine deaminase activity. The transcript has a single exon. Bases 1 to 1116 code for a protein of 371 amino acids. Lineage: Eukaryota; Fungi; Ascomycota; Eurotiomycetes; Eurotiales; Aspergillaceae. Gene Ontology annotation, cellular component: cytosol.
AUGAAUGGUCUCUCCAUCAGCCCUUUUAUAGCGAGCCUCCCCAAGGUUGAGCUUCACAUUCACAUCGAAGGCACUCUCACACCAUCACUGCGUUGGGAAUUAGCACACCGUAACGGAAUUGCUCUUCAGUAUACUACGUUGGAAGAUCUCAAGGCGUCAUACGCCGUUACAUUGAAUCAUCGCCCCGAGAUCAACGGACGUCAACCCGGGAUCCCAACGUUUCUUGAAGCCUAUUUUGCUGGAUGCGAAGUGUUGCGCACCGAAGAAGACUUCUAUGACCUUGCCAUGGCAUAUCUCUCUCGUUGCGCUACGAUGAAUGUGCUCUAUGCCGAGCCCUUCUUUGAUAUCCAGGCGCAUACUCGUCGCGGGGUUCCAGCCGCUGCGGUCCUAGAUGGAUAUCUCCGGGCCCAACAUGAUGCCGCGGCAAACCUUGGUGUGCAUUCACGGUGGAUAAUGUGUUUUUUGCGCGACGAGCCCGUGGAGGAGGGGUUGAAGGCCUAUGCCGAAGCGAGGCCCUGGGCAGCGGGAACAGUCGAGGGUGGCAAGGGUUUGUUCCACGCCGUUGGAUUAGCCAGCAAUGCAUUUGAGAGGCCGCCAAGUCUUUUUGAGGAAGGUUUCCGCCUCGCUCGUGCGGAUGGCUUGCAUGUUACCAUGCAUUGUGACUUUGGACAAAAAGAUACGCAUUCUCACAUGACCGAGGCGAUAUUCCAGGUAUGCGAUGGCCGGGGGGCAGAGCGGAUCGACCAUGGGCUUGAUGCUGAAGAUAAGGAGGAGCUGUGGAGAGGUCUUUUAGAUAGAAACAUUGGUCUAACUCUGUGCCCACAUGCAUACCAUCGCAGGACGGCAACCGAGAUUUUGUUUCCUAAGAUUCGAAGGUUGUGGGAGAAAGGAGUGAAGUUUUGCAUAAAUAGUGACGAUCCUACACUCAUGCACGACGUAUGGAUUGAUGGCAAUCUGCAAAAGGUGUAUACAUAUGGCGGAUUCAGUCAGAGUGAAAUGGUCCAAUUGACAAGGAACGCCGUGGACAUGUGUUGGGCCGAGGACCAUCUCAAGAAGACCAUAUAUGAAAAGCUAGAUAGCAUACACAGUACUCUGUGUCUGGCCUCGUCUCAGUGA